GUCACAGACACUUUACACUGAAGCUUGUGCCGGUGCAGAGAGAAAGAGAUAUAUUUCAUGUCUCUGGACAUGAAGCGUCCGUUCCAUCAAGCAGUGAUGCAGGAUGUAGCUAAUGAGUGAAAGUCCGUACAGAAGACGUUCCUGCAGCGGCGCUGGAUGAGAAUCAGGAUCAUACUCAUAUAAUACUGUCAGAUAUUCUACAGCAGCCAUCAUGUGAGGUGUGACUUCAGUGAUUCACACAAACACUCCUUAGAUCAGCUCACACACACACACACACACACACACACACACACACAAGGCCUGGAUGUUAGAGAGGAGGUGAAGGAAAAGCAAGAUGAGGAGAGGCCGGAGAAAAGGAGGCAGUCGGGACAAAGUGUUUGGAUGUGACCUGCUGGAGCACCUCAACUCCACCGGACAGGACAUUCCUCAAGUGUUGCGCAGCUGUAGUGAGUUCAUCGAGAAACAUGGGAUCGUCGACGGGAUCUACAGACUCUCUGGAGUGUCGUCCAACACACAGAAACUACGGAGUGAGUUCGACAGUGAAGGAUCUCCUGACCUCAAUAAGGACCUGUAUCUGCAGGACAUUCACUGCGUCAGCUCUCUGUGUAAGGCGUAUUUCAGAGAGCUGCCCAACCCUCUGCUCACAUACGAGCUGUACGACCGCUUCGCCGACGCAGUGGCGAUUCAGCUGGAGGACGAGCGUCUGGUGAAGAUUAAAGAGGUCCUGAAGGAUUUACCAGCUCUUCAUCACAGGACUCUGGAGUAUUUGAUGCGUCAUCUGGUCAAGAUGUCCACAUUUGCCUCUCAGACCAACAUGCACGCCAGAAACUUGGCCAUCGUCUGGGCCCCAAAUCUCCUCAGAUCGAAGGACAUCGAGUCGACGGGUUUUAACGGCACCGCUGCGUUCAUGGAGGUUCGGGUUCAGUCCAUCGUGGUGGAGUUUAUUCUCACUCACGUGGCUGAGCUUUUCCCUGGAAGCGGAUUGACUGUGGAGCGCCGGAAGUCCCUGCCGUCUCCCUCCAUACUGUCCAGUCAUGACGAGCCUUUCUUCAAGUCUUUACCGUUACAAUGUACAGGAAACCUCAGUCCAGGAGACGGACCUCUGCCCAUGCGACCCUACCACGCUAUUAUUGACGGCACUGACAAGAGGAAGGGCUCCCUCAAAGGAAGGAAGUGGAGAUCCAUCUUUAAUUUGGGCGGGAGACUCCAAGAUCCGCGCAAGAAGAAUAAAUACUGUCCUAAAGAUAAAGAGAAGACAGGUUUGAGACCGGCGAAGAGCAUGGACUCUCUGAGCUCAGGUGCUUAUUCAGUAGAUGAUUCCAAACCUCUUUCUCCUCUGGUUGUGUCCACGGCGUCGGGCAGCUCAGAGGGCAUGGCUUCUGCCGGUGGGCACAUCCACAGUAUACACUCUCCAACAACACGAAAACGCGCAGAUCACAUCACAACAUUGAGAGCAGAAACCAAGGGCACACAUAAAACCCUUCAGUCUGGGGGCGGAGCUGAGGGGGUGUCACAGGGCGUGACUAGAUCACCCGGAAUGACCAGCAAAGCAGACCGGCGCGCCGGGAUACACAUAUCAGGGCCAUUUUCAGUGACCGUUCCACUUCAUAUAACGUCUGGACUGGCUCUGGGUGUCCUGCACGGCGGCUGGAAUGAUAAGGAACAACCCCUACAAGGAGACGAAGCAGAAAAUGAGGACGUUAAGAGCAUCAAGACGGAGUCCACAGAUGGGAAUCCACAGAGCAAAAGUGAUAAUGUUCAAGAAAGGGAAAGAGAAACCAAUAGUUAUGUGGAAAGUCAGGAGGAUUGUGGGAAUGAUAUGGCAGAGAUUACAAGAAAGGAGAUCAAUGUGCCAGAAAAAGGAGACUCACCGUGUGGCAAAGAAACAGAAAAAGAAAAUCUGAGCCAGAAUCAAGAGUCUAUGAAGGAAAAUGUAAAAGACACACAACCACAAAAUCAAGAGGAAACCACAGAAGAGGAUUACAUGGAAAUGAGAGGAAACCUCCAUCAGGAACCCAUCAGUCCGCACUACUACGAGGACAUGGAGUUUCCAGAACCGGAUCUGCCACUUGAUUUCCAGGAAGCUUUCGGGUUCUUGGAUUCGAUGGAAAGCUGUGCUGCAAACCCGGUUGAAUUCUCAGUCGAGGCGCCUUUUGAGAACGAAUAUGAGGAAGAAGAGGAUAAAAACAAGGACAAUCAGGCCGUUUCCUGUCCAUCGCAAAACUGCACUAAUGAUUGUCAAACAACUUCAGCCAAAAGCAUCAGCCCAUCCUUCACACACAGGCCUCUUUCUGGAAAAUCACACAGCCUGCCGUUUAAGUCCCGCCCCUUCAUGCCGGCCCUGUCAUUAUCCUCAGAUGACGAAUAUAGCCCUGCUGAUGAUGAUGAUGAGUCUGAUAAAGAUUCUGAAUAUGAGGACAUGUUUUGUCAGAGUCUCCCAGCCUGUCGGGAUUAUCAGGGACUGUCUUGGUUGAGUCCACAAACCACUGCUGGCUUGUCUACUAGCAUCAAUGUAGAUCUUCACACUAGUAACCAAUCAAACGCACUUCUUCCAGAGAACAAUAAUGAUGCACAAUCCAUCGACCAAUCAGAAGACGCAAUUCCUGCAGCUUCUGCAUUGACAGAUAGUAGUGAACACGCUUUUGAGCCACUACUUAGUGAAGAACAUCUCAGUUCAGAUGCAUUGAAGACAGAUGAAGUGUAUAUGGAUGAAAAGAAGAAUGAAGAGAGACAUUCAAAGGAUGUGGAGAAUGAUAAACACACACUGAUUGGAGAAGAUAAUCCAGAGAGUGAAGCCAGUGAAGAAGACACUUAUUUUGGACCGGACUCGAGUCCUUCUUCACCAGAACCCGACCAAACCGAGACCGACAGCACCAGCAUUCCUGAACCCAUCCCAGAACUGUCUCCAGCCGAAGAUGCUCAGCAGGUGCUGGAUGCUGACGGUUACCAUGGUAACAGUGAGGUUACAAUCAGCGCUGAGAUCACGGAUGCAGACCAACCACCAGAGGAACACACACAGAUUAUCAACGAAACAAAGACUGAACAGGUUCAAACAGUAGAGGAUGAGAAGAGUGAAGAAACUAUGAAAGUUGUCAGGAAUAUGGAGGAAAAUGAAGGAGAAGAGUGUAACAAAACAGAUACAGGUGAAGGAAAGUGUGACGAUGUUGAGGAAGAUGCAAAAGCUGGAUCUGUAGAGGAAUGUAGUGAUGGGAAUGAAGAACAAAAACAAGUGAACACGACCGAAAGAAAAGAAGAUUUCGGUGAAAAUAAAAGAAGAAGAGAUGAAGAACAUGCAAAAGAAGAAGAACAAGACAAAAACGAAGCUGAAAGACAAGAAUAUUUAGCAGAAAAUAAUAGAGAAUGUGAGGAACAUGCAAAUGAUGGACCUAAAGAAGGAAACAAAGCUGAAAGACAAGAAGAUUUAGAGGAAAAUAGUGAAGAUUGUAAAGAAAAUCCAGAAGAUGGACCUAAAGAAGAUGCCAAAAGACUAGAUCCAGAGAAAAACAGUGGAGAAUGUGAAGAAGGAGAUGAAGAACACGCAAAAGAAGAAGAACAAGAAGCUAAAAGACAAGAAGAUUUAGAGGGAAAUAGUGGAGAAUCUGAGAGGGUAGAUGAGGAACAUACAAAAGAAGGAGAACAAGACAAAAACGAAGCUGAAAGAAAAGAAGAUUUAGAGGAAAAUAGUGGAGAUUGUGAAGAAAAUGCAAAAGAUGGAUCAAAAGAAGAAGCCAAACAAGAUUUAGAGAAAAACGGUGGAGAAUUUGAAGAUAUACACGAAGAACAUGCAAAAGAAGGAGAACAAGAUUUAAAAGAAAAUAGUGAAGAAUCUGAGAAUGUAGAUGAGGAACAUACAAAAGAAGGAGAGCAAGAAGCUAAAAGACAAGAAGAUUUAGAGGGAAAUACUGGAGAAUCUGAGAGGGUAGAUGAGGAACAUACAAAAGAAGGAGAACAAGACAAAAACGAAGCUGAAAGAAAAGAAGAUUUAGAGGAAAAUAGAGAAAAUUGUGAAGAAAAUGCAAAAGAUGGAUCAAAAGAAGAAGCCAAACAAGAUUUAGAGAAAAACGGUGGAGAAUUUGAAGAUAUACACGAAGAACAUGCAAAAGAAGGAGAACAAGAUUUAAAAGAAUAUAGUGAAGAAUCUGAGAAUGUAGAUGAGGAACAUACAAAAGAAGGAGAACAAGACAAAAACGAAGCUGAAAGAAAAGAAGAUUUAGAGAAAAACAGUGGAGAAUGUGAAGAAAUAGACGACAAAAACAAAGCUGAAAGACAUGAAGAUUUAGAGGAAAGCAGUGAAGGAAACUCUGAGGAGGACGAGAACAUAAAAACAGAAAGUUCUGUUGAGGGAGAUCUUUCUCCUGAAGGUGGAGAUGAUCUGGAGAAGUCCACAUCUGUGCAGCGACCAGACGAGAUUCAACACGAACAAACAGAAAGCAAAGAGUCGGAAGAGGAGACAUCCGAUCAGAUCUCCAAAGCGCCUCGCAAACGCUCUCCACGCAAAGCUGCGAAUGCGAAAGCGGUUCCCGCCGUCCCUCCCAAACCUCAGACCUCCAAACUCACAGCGUUCACGUUCAGAAAACAGCUCCAGCACAGACAACACGAUGAUAAAGGAGCGCAAACCCAUCAGGAACUCGCAGCGGAAACUGAAACGACGCACAGAGACGAGGACGAAAGCGCAGAGACCGGGACGAAGCUGGACUCCGAGGGUCCCGGAGAGAGACGAGGGACGUGGGACGGUGGAGCGGAUCACAGGAGAGACAGGAACAGCGGCAUCAGCAUGUGCUUCGAUGAAGCUGUGGCUCGAGCCACGGAGAAGAGGAGCCGAGAGAGAGAGAGCACAGAGAGACUGUCCGGAGCGCAGUGGGACAGAGAGAGCUGGAAAGACGGGAAAACUGACUGACGUGAGAGCAAACGUGCAAAGUAAAGGGUUCACAUUUUUCUUUCAAUAACUCAUUUUCACAUGAUAUAUAGGCCUACACUACCGGUCAAAAGUUUGGGAUCAGAACGAUUUUUUAUGUUUUUUACAGGAGUGUCUUCUGCUCAGCAAUUCUGCAUUUA
Cyprinus carpio (common carp) is the source of this 5055-nucleotide messenger RNA. It is a transcript of the gene arhgap30, whose product is annotated as titin homolog. Gene Ontology annotation, molecular function: GTPase activator activity. Gene Ontology annotation, biological process: small GTPase-mediated signal transduction. NCBI's taxonomy places the organism in Eukaryota, Metazoa, Chordata, Actinopteri, Cypriniformes, Cyprinidae. The record is from RefSeq and is a predicted model, not a curated record.